AUGUUACCGCUGAGGCUUAUCUUUCCGCUAAAACAAGUGUCCCGACCGGGUCUCCCGGUCACGUCCCGAUAUCUCUUUUGGCUUGACCAAACCCAUCAGCAAACUCUUUCUUUCUCCUCACACCCCCCGCACAACCCGCUCCUGGACUCUUUCACUCAAAAGGAAAUCGAAGAAGCUAGACAAUGGCUCACAGAUCUAUCUCGGACCCAUAUCCCCACACACCAUUUUGACGUCUCCUAUGCACGAGCCUCAGGUCCCGGUGGCCAGCAUGUCAACAAGGUCUCUACUAAGGCGACAGUCAGACUCCCAGCACACCAUUGGGGCCGUGCAGCCACUUGGAUCCAUCCUGUGAUCCGACACAUUCUUUUUUCCCCGCAAUCCACAGUUGCCAACACCACAAAUGACCAUGCUUAUUCGGCAAUAGCUGCAGCUGCUCAUAAACCAUUCCCCUACCAGGUUGCAUCUGGAGACUUGGUCAUUCAAUCAGAUCGCACCCGGUCCCGAGAUGAAAACAGAAACGACUGCUUUGAUAAACUUGUUGCUGCAAUCAAAGAUCAUGCUUACAUCCCACCAGAAACUAAACAACAUGACUUGGACCGCUGGGAAAAAAUCCAUGGUAGAGCUAAAGAGUCUCGACUACGCGAAAAGAAAAUGCACUCUCAAAAAAAGACGUCCCGGAAACACCGAGGUGACGAUUAG
Magnusiomyces paraingens is the source of this 699-nucleotide messenger RNA. RefSeq lists its product as uncharacterized. Gene Ontology annotation, cellular component: mitochondrial large ribosomal subunit. The coding region runs from base 1 to 699 and encodes 232 amino acids. Gene Ontology annotation, molecular function: translation release factor activity. Gene Ontology annotation, biological process: mitochondrial translational termination. The transcript has a single exon. Lineage: Eukaryota; Fungi; Ascomycota; Dipodascomycetes; Dipodascales; Dipodascaceae. The record is from RefSeq and is a predicted model, not a curated record.